Messenger RNA from Lottia gigantea (owl limpet), 1215 nucleotides. RefSeq lists its product as hypothetical. Bases 276 to 1163 code for a protein of 295 amino acids. The transcript is spliced from 6 exons. The record is from RefSeq and is a predicted model, not a curated record. Lineage: Eukaryota; Metazoa; Mollusca; Gastropoda; Lottiidae.
UUUAUUUUCAGCAUUAGAUAUUGAAGAAAUAGUAAUUUUUACGUCUCACCAAUCUGCUAAAUGCCCAAUAAUUGAUUUUAUAACUUUUGAUUCAAGAAUCUACUUGCUUACUUCUAGUUCUAGUUCAGCAGUGCCAGGCCCAGUCACUCACAAUGUUGACUGGCAGUAAUCAUUGAAUCACUGACUCAAAAUAAAGACAAAGGAAAGAGCUGGAGAAAGUGAAGAGAAAAAAAAUAAUCGCGAAGUUUAGAUAGCAUCACACAAAUAUUUAAAAUAUGGAAAAUGAACUAGAUGAUAUCCCUCCUUUAGAGGACAUGUCACAUAUGUUACAGGAAAUAGACAAAAUACGACCUGAGAAGAAAAUUAUGAAAGAUUAUAUACCGGAAUCAAAAACCUUAGAAGUAACAUCAAAUCCAGUCGUAAAAACAGAAAAAGAAAGUGUCGGUAGAGACAAAACUGUUAAUACAAAGUCUAAUUCAUUUGGUGGAAUGAAGAAGGGCUUCUUAUUUAGUUCUCCUAAAGACAAAGUGACACCUGUUUCUAAAAAUAAAGACAGUAAAUGUGAAACUAUGCCUUAUAUCAAAAAGACUGAAACAAACGAUGAAUUAAGGAUCAAUGAAGUACAAGAUGCAAUGAAAGCAGGAGGAAACCUUCUCCAGAAUAAAGAUUGGGUGAAUGAUGAUUUGUUAAAAGAGAUAGAGAAAAAUGAUGUUUUGUACAGUAAACUUUCAAAUCCACAGUUUUCUGCUGCUAUAGCAGAAUUUCAACAUAAUCCAGAAGGUGCUAUGAAGAAAUAUGCUGAUAAUGCUGAAAUGCAAAAGUUUUUAAAAGAAUUCUGUGGUGUAAUGGGUAAUCACUUUUCUCAGCUGGCUGAAAAAAAUCCAUCAAAUAAAACUGAAGGGGGGAAAGGGCCUGUGUUGAUAACUCAGAAUACUGACAGUGAACCUCAUAUCAAAUCAGAAGAUGAAAACAGACUUGAAGAAAUCUUAAGUUCAGAAAAAGUCAAAGAGGUUCUCAUGGAUGAAAAAAUUCAGAAUCUAUUUCAUACCCUGAAAAACAACCCUAAAGCUGGAGAAAGAAUCCUUCAUAAUGCUGAUGGUGAUUUCAAGAGAAAGAUUAAAGUUCUAAUAGAUGCUGGAUUACUACAAAUUGAUCAGAGAUAGCACAUCAUCUCCUCUGAAUUUUUAAUAAAAAUAUUGAUUAAAAUAACGUAUU